Molecule: messenger RNA, 5451 nt
Organism: Bacillus rossius redtenbacheri
Lineage: Eukaryota; Metazoa; Arthropoda; Insecta; Phasmatodea; Bacillidae
Exons: 4
Coding region: 2192-4456 (754 amino acids)
Source: RefSeq, a predicted model, not a curated record
CAGACUACCGAAGAUAAAUGUAAGACUAAAGUAAUAAGGCCAGGGUGCCUUUAAUGUAGGUAACUACAUUCCGCAGGCGGAUGACGGAAUUCGGCAAAAUGCGUGUGAGGUGCGGAUCAGCGGAGAAACCCGCCCGUCUGCUCUGUUGAAAAGCUGCCCAGAGAAUCCUCCUCCAUCAAGAGGACUUGCUAAUUAAAAGAGGGGGGGCUCUGCCCUUUGGGUCCAGGUGGAGGGGGACUCUUCGUUCUCUCGAACCCUCAAGCGCAUGGUUGACUUUUGCGAUAUGCCUCGCAAAAGGGGGGGUGGACAGUGCAGCGCUCUGACAGCGGUCCGGGGGAAGGACACAUGGUUAGUUGGUGUAGCUCUCGUUAGAUGGGGCGAGCUGUCACUUCUGGUGUGCCCAGAAGUUUUUUUUUGAAAGGCCUCCCCAAGAUGGUGGCCCUGUGUGGGAACAGUGACCGAAAGGGGUUAAUGACAGCCCGGGGUCACCUCUGGCAGGGUUAUAGGCGCGGGGAGAGGGGAAAUUUCCACUUGGGCGAUGGAAAUUCGCGGCGAAUGAACGCCGCUACGUGUCUGCUCCGGCUUGAAGACUGCUGAUGGCCAUACUUCCACGAAGUCCAUUGGGAGCGACGCCAGUGCUCGCCACAGCUUUUCUAGUCACGAAAUCGUGUAGGGUUUUGAGACGCCGGGCCUGACUGGAGCCGGGAAUUAUAGGAGAUGGCUGCUUAAGGGCGCCGCCUACUUGGAGAGCGCAGAGACGUGCAGAGUCUUGGAAAUCCGGCUUUUAUUCGAAAACUAUUCCACGUAUUGUUUUGCGGUUUGGCUACGAAAAGCAUUUAAGGAACAGCUUACAGGCCUAUAAUAGUGAGACGUUCUAUUUUCCCUUACUAAUAGGUAAGUUUUGACUGUGAAAAUGGCUAAAACGGCACUUUUUGCGGCGAGAUUUAGGUAAGAAGAUUCAUUUUCCCGGGCUUCGGAAAAUUAUAGACCCGUAGAAUGCACCUUUGUCUUGCGUCGCGUGAUAAAAAAAUAUAGUUUCGUAGAUGAAAAUCGAUGGUUCUACGAUGCAGUUCUAAAGCACUGCAUGCCAGUAAGACACUCCAGUGAAGUGGCGCCACCACGCGCUCCGCUCGGCCGCUAUCAGUCCGGGAGGGGAAGUAGCCUUGAGCGGCGGGAAGGUGGGUAUGCGGGGGGAAAAGAUCCGGCUGGUAGGGGGAGUGCCCAGCUGCUGCGUGUCGCUAACCUGAGUCUAGGGCAGUAGCUGUCUUUGACAGACGCACAGUGCGAGGUGCGAGAUAAUAGUUCGUACAUCCAUCAUCCUGCGUGCGUGCUCUGAUACUUGUGAAUGUGUGUGGGUGAAUUGACUCGCGUCAAGUGCCAGUAGAACGUUUAGCCUUUAUACCCAUUUAGAAAGGUUUGAUUUACAAAGGUAUGGAAUCUGCGAGAAAGCAAGUUUUGAAUGAAGACAAAAAAAGAGGUAAAAAACGUCACUUGCGUCUGAAUGCAGUUCGAAAGAAAAGGAAAUGGAACAAAGGGAAAGUUUUACGUUUAGUUGAUGGCAGGUAAGUGUGUUGUACAUUUAUUAAGAAACAUGUAAGCCUUCACUUUCAGUUGAAAAGGUUAUAUAGCAUAAUUUUUUAUAUUCCUUUACUAUCCAUUUGAGCUGUAUUAAAUUUAAAUGUUCUUUCUUUCACAGGCUGCGUUACGUGAAAAACCAUGAAACAAGGUUUUCCAACUAUACUUCACAUGAUUCUUUCAGUACAUCCAAACACGCGGGGAAUAUAGAAAAUGCUGUUGAAAGGAAAACCCAGACAGACAGUGAGACUUGCUACAUAACGUUGUCUCCAGGUGUUCCACCUCUCCCGGCGAUACUGCUUCACAUGAUCAAGUAGACAUCGAUGGAGCAGGUUGUUCGUUUUGGACAAACGAAAUAUUGGCGACACCGCAGAAAGUCACAACUACUGAUUAUCCUACAGAAGAAUAUGAUGUUACUGGAAUAUUUUCAGACACGGAACAAGAGUCAAAAUCGGUCACAAGUGACUACGCUCAGCUUCUUGAAGGCGUGGAGAAACUUUCGUCACCAGCAUCUUCACCCGAACAAACCUCUCCUAAAAAAACUUUCAGCUCUGAAUCAUCAACCUUUCCGAUACAAGGCCGUCGACUGUUUGAUGUUGACUUUCUAUUCAAAGAAAUGUCGCGCAUCAGCCAACAUAACAAAGUGUUUCAGUGUUCGUUUGAAAAUAUGCGAUUAAUAAAAGAACAUAAAAAUGGAAUGAUAAGUAAAUUUGAUUUCAAGUGUAAUAUGUGUGGUACUGUUGAAUCUAUUUUCUCGGAGGACCCCCAAACAAAUAAAGUCAACUGUAACAUGGCAUGGGUGAACAGUAUGUUGUUAACGGGCCAAAGUUUUACACAGUUACAAGACAUAACUUCAACUUUGGAAAUGCCUUGCAUGGCCAAGGAGACUUUCAACAAAUGUCAAAAAUCCCUAUCUUCUGUUAUACACGAUGUCGCAUGUCAAAGUAUGGAAGCCGCUGGCAAAGAAGAAGCAAGAUUGGCAGUAGAAAAUGGCAGUGUGGAUGUCGACGGAGUUCCUCUCAUAGCAGUUGUCACUGAUGGAGCUUGGUGUAAACGAUCGUAUGGAAACAAAUAUGAUGCUCUUUCUGGGGUGGCUUGCAUAGUAGGAAAAGAAACAAAAAAAGUUAUCUUCGCAAGCACUAGGAAUCGAUACUGCUGCAUAUGUUCACGAGCAAACAGUAAAAAUGAGACGCCAAAGGACCACGUCUGUUUCAAAAAUUGGAACAAGUCUUCAAAUGCCAUGGAAUCUGACAUCAUAGUGGAAGGUUUCAAAUGCAGUGUUUCCAUGCAUAACCUGAAAUAUCAUCAGCUGAUUGGAGAUGGCGAUAGCAGCAUUAUGACCCAGUUGGUGAAGGCUCAGCCAUAUGGUCCAAAUUUUACAAUCACCAAAAUUGAAUGUACUAACCACAUACUGCGAAAUUACCUUCGAAGGAUACGUUGUAUUGCUCAAAAGACGAAAAACGAAAUUGGUUCCGUUUCUCCUGUUCUACGAAAGGCUGUAUCUGACAAACAACUCCGCCUUCGAGCUGCAGUCACCGGAGCUGUGCAGCAUAGGCGUGCUCAAAAAGAGUUUCCAAUUCACAGAAAAAUUGAGGAGUUAAAACUUGACAUUUACAAUGGUCCAUUUCACGUAUUUGGUGACCACUCAGGAUGCGCAAUUAGAGGUUAUUUCUGUAGCGGAUUGAAAGAAAACGAGGAAAACCUUGUACCGCCUCUUCAAGAGGCAGGUAUAUGGUCAGAAAUAAUAGCAGCUCGAAACAUUGUUGCACAUCAUGCUGUAAGCCUUUUACAUAAUUUCAAUACUAAUACAGCAGAGUCUUUCAAUAAUGUGGUUUGCAAGCAUGUUUCAAGUAAACGAGUAAACUUUUGUUUGAGUGGUGGCUACCAAACAAGAAGCGAGCUCUCUGUAAUUUCUUUUAAUUCAGGUCCUCAAACACAGUCCUUUAUCCAUAAAGGUUUAACAAACAGUAGUCCUGGAAACAUCACUAAAGCUCACAUACAGCGCAAGGAACGUUCAUCAGAGAAAAGAAAGCUCAGGAGGCUGACAAACCCACAAACAUUUAAGCGCAGAAAGUUGUAUGUGACAGGUCCUGACAAGGAUUAUGGCUGUGUAGAACAACGCAUACCUGACAUGGAACCAGACGAAUAUGCAAGACAGACACAGGAAUUUCUCGCUAGUCUUUGUAAAACGGAUGAAGAACGAGAAAAUCUACAAAUCGCUACCAAAGGGCAAAAUGAUUCUGUUCUCUGGAAAUCAGAAAGAAUCAAGCGACUGACAGCAUCAAAUUUCGGUAGAAUCUGUAACAUGAAGAAAUCCACUAAGCGAGCAAAAUCCGUUUUCAAUAUAUUGUACAGUAGGUUUUCAGGGACGGAGGCCACAAGGUAUGGAUUGGAAAAUGAGCAUAGCGCCAUUCAGGAUUUUGAAGUGAACUUUGGUAAGAAGGUGGCUCGCUGUGGCUUAUUCGUCGAUAAGGAACACCCAUGGCUGGCAGCAACACCUGACGGUCUUGUUGGAGAUGAUGGUAUCCUUGAAGUAAAAUGUCCUGCCGUAGCUGCCAGAAUGUCUCCACAAGAAGCAGUGGAACAGAAAAAAGUAACAUUUUGUAACAUUGUGGAUGGUAAAAUGUUUCUGAAGAAAGGACAUGCUUACAUGUACCAAGUGCAGGGACAACUGCAUAUUACCAAUCGUAAGUACUGUUAUUUCGUCCUUUGGACACCACGUGGCUUACUAGUGCAACAAAUUGAAAGAGAGAACAGUUUCUGGAAAGAAAAAAUGAUCAACAAACUGACACAGUUUUACAUGACGUGCCUUCUACCGGAAAUAAUAGAUCCACGUUAUCCUAGGAAUAUGGAAAUCAGGGAACCUGAUAAUACACUGUAAACAAUUGAUGGACAAUAGCCUUACAUGUAAGCCAAAAUUACCACAAACAGUACAGGUAAAUUCCCAUUUUUAAAGAAGGAUAUUAACAACAAAAAUGAUUUCAUAAAGAUUACAGUUAGGCCUAUAGAUUUUUGUUUUCUAGUCCAAUAAACAAUUGAAACAUAGAAAAUUGGCGUACUAGUUUGACGAAAGAUGUUUGAAAUGAUACAGUUAUACAGACAAGUGCCCAGUUGCCAGUUUCCGUGCCAACAGAAAAAAAACCUUAUGUUUGUGUAUGCUGUGAAAUACUUAAAUCAAUAUAAUGUAACAGUGUAAUUGGCAUGCAGUGUCUUAUAACUUUGCACUUAGAUUAUAUUAUUAUGGGCCGUAUCUCAUUGUGAAUCGUUUUAAAAGAUAUACGUAAAAUGUUUGUUUCACUCUACAUGUUAUAUUGUGCGCUGAUAGUUUACUACUAGUAUCGAGCAGCUGUUUAUUUUUAUUUUUGGUUUUGAUGUAUUAACAUUAGUUUCAUUAUUUGUAUUUGCACCGUAUUAUUUAUCAAGAGUGUUCGAAACGAAAUAAUUUGUUAUACUGAAUCUGAAAUAGUUGUAUGAAUAUAUUUAUUUUUGUAUGUUUAAAUAUGUAAGGUGGAAUAUUUUUUUGUGUAAACAAUUAGUAUGUAUGUUCAGAGCUAUUGUAUUGUAGCUAUUGUCUCAACAGUUUCAAAACAUUAAGCCAGUUUUUUACCAUUUACUUAAGCUGAUUCAUGGUGACAACUGUCUUAUUUUGUGGUAAAAAUUACAUAGAUGUAUAACCUGUAGUAAGAAUGAACAUAACAAUUCUCAUAGAUAUAAAAUGUAAAUAAAAUAUGUAAAUGUGGUAUUGUUGAAUGAGCAUUAGGUGUUGUGUGAAUAAUAUAUUUUGUUAUGAAUGUUGUAAUUUACAAGAAAGAUAUUUAUAUACAUAUGUUGUAAAAUAUACACAUAUCCAUACACACUUUGCAGCAAGUGAUUUCA